UUGAUUUUUCAAUAGUUACGGCCCAUACCUCGUGCUCGUGCGGUCGACAAGAGAAGAAGAAGCGUUGUUCUGUUCGUUCGUUAACGGUUCGUUUUACUAACACCAGUUAUUACAAUCGACUUUGAUAUAUCAGAUCUUCGCAACUCAAAGAUGCCCGAAGAAACACAGACUACUGCCCCAAUGGAAGACGAAGGGGAAGCAGAAACUUUUGCCUUUCAGGCAGAAAUAGCCCAGUUGAUGAGUUUGAUCAUCAACACUUUUUACUCGAACAAAGAAAUCUUCUUGAGAGAACUCAUUUCCAACUCUUCUGAUGCAUUGGACAAAAUUAGAUACGAGUCACUCACUGAUCCAUCUAAGUUGGAUUCUGGAAAGGAGCUUUACAUUAAAAUUGUCCCUAACAAGCACAACAAUACUCUGACCAUCAUUGACACUGGUGUUGGAAUGACCAAGGCUGACCUGGUCAACAACCUAGGAACCAUUGCCAAGUCUGGAACCAAGGCUUUCAUGGAGGCACUGCAGGCUGGUGCUGAUAUUUCUAUGAUUGGACAAUUUGGUGUAGGUUUCUAUUCCGCUUACCUCAUUGCUGAUCGCGUCCAGGUGACAUCGAAACACAAUGAUGAUGAGCAGUAUGUCUGGGAGUCCUCUGCUGGCGGCUCCUUCACAGUCAGGCAGGACCAUGGUGAGCCUUUGGGUCGUGGCACAAAGAUCGUCCUGUACCUGAAGGAGGACCAGUCUGAGUACAUGGAGGAGAAACGCAUAAAGGAAGUGGUGAAGAAGCACAGUCAGUUCAUUGGAUAUCCCAUUAAGCUGGUGGUGGAGAAGGAGAGAGACAAGGAAGUGUCUGAUGAUGAGGAGGAGGAAGAAGAGAAGAAAGAAGGAGAAGAGAAGGAUGAGGAGAAGCCCAAAGUAGAAGACAUUGGCGAGGAUGAUGAAGAUGAAGACAAAGAGAAGGAUGGCAAGAAAAAGAAGAAAAUUAAGGAAAAAUACACAGAAGACGAGGAACUUAACAAGACCAAGCCCCUUUGGACACGUAAUCCUGAUGACAUCACGCAAGAAGAGUAUGGAGAGUUUUACAAGUCCUUAACUAAUGACUGGGAGGACCACUUGGCAGUGAAGCACUUCUCAGUUGAAGGUCAAUUGGAAUUUAGAGCACUGUUGUUUAUUCCAAAGAGAGCUCCUUUUGAUAUGUUUGAAAACAAGAAGAAGCGCAACAACAUCAAAUUAUACGUAAGGAGAGUGUUUAUUAUGGACAAUUGUGAAGAUCUCAUCCCAGAAUACCUGAACUUUAUGAAAGGUGUGGUAGACUCUGAAGACUUGCCACUAAAUAUCUCUCGUGAAAUGCUUCAACAGAGCAAGAUUCUGAAAGUUAUUCGUAAAAACUUGGUGAAGAAGUGCAUUGAGCUGUUUGAGGAAAUUGCAGAGGAUGCUGACAACUUCAAGAAAUUUUACGAACAGUUUUCCAAAAAUCUGAAGUUGGGUAUCCAUGAAGAUAGCACAAAUAGAAAGAAACUCUCAGAACUGCUGCGUUAUUACUCCUCGCACUCUGGUGAUGAGAUGACUUCACUUAAGGAUUACACCUCGAGGAUGAAGGAGAACCAGAAAGUCAUCUACUACAUUACAGGAGAAAGCAAAGAAACAGUAGCAAACUCUGCAUUUGUUGAGAGGCUGAGGAAACGUGGAUAUGAAGUGCUGUACAUGGUGGAUCCUAUUGAUGAGUACAGUGUCCAGCAGUUGAAGGAGUAUGAUGGCAAGAACCUGGUCUGUGUCACAAAGGAGGGACUGGAACUUCCAGAGGAUGAUGAAGAGAAGAAGAAAUUUGAGGAACAGAAAGAGGCAUUUGAACCACUUUGCAAGACCAUGAAAGAGAUCUUGGACAAGAAAGUGGAAAAGGUUGUAGUGUCAAAUCGCCUGGUGUCUUCACCUUGCUGUAUUGUCACCAGCCAGUAUGGGUGGUCAGCCAACAUGGAGCGUAUCAUGAAGGCGCAAGCCCUGCGCGACAACAGCACCAUGGGAUACAUGGCUGCAAAGAAACACCUGGAAAUCAACCCAGACCACGCCAUCAUAAAGAACCUGAAGGAAAAGGUGGCCGUGGACAAAAAUGAUAAAUCCGUGAAGGAUCUGGUCGUGUUGAUGUUUGAGACAGCUCUAUUGUCAUCUGGGUUUACUCUGGAAGAUCCCAUGCACCAUGCGAGCAGAAUCCACAGGAUGAUCAAACUUGGUCUUGGCAUUGAUGAGGAUGACGCUGCAGAAACACCAGGCCCUGAUGAGGAAAUGCCACCUCUGGAAGGAGAGGGAGAAGGAGAUGAUGAUGCCUCAAGGAUGGAAGAGGUGGAUUAAAAGUACAGACAGGGAUUAAGGCACUUAACCCAAUGGACAGUAGCAGAGAACUAUACAUUAUGCAUAUGGUCAACAGCUAAUUGACAAUCUCAAUGUUUUUGUUGUAAAUAUUCCAAAGAUUAAAUGGUCAUGAUUUAGCCAGUUGACUGAUAAAAAAUGGCUUGAGCAUCUUUUGAUUAUCACAACAGAACUAGUGUUUACAUGGAUUGCAUUCCAAGUGUUGCUGUUCAUAUUUGGACUCUGCUUAUAAGACUACUUAUAUAUACUUGUUCAAAUUGUUACUGUUCACGUGUGUAAACCAACCAUUAUACAUUUUUUUUUUUUUUGUACAAAGCAUUUUAUAUUAUAUGUCAGUACUUUUCAAAUUGCUCGUUUUGAAGAAAUUUGUAAAUAAAGCAUAAGAAAUUAA
Lingula anatina is the source of this 2746-nucleotide messenger RNA. Its product is annotated as heat shock protein HSP 90-alpha. Gene Ontology annotation, biological process: protein folding. NCBI's taxonomy places the organism in Eukaryota, Metazoa, Brachiopoda, Lingulata, Lingulida, Lingulidae. Gene Ontology annotation, molecular function: ATP binding; ATP-dependent protein folding chaperone; ATP hydrolysis activity. The record is from RefSeq and is a predicted model, not a curated record.